Molecule: messenger RNA, 1325 nt
Organism: Mangifera indica (mango)
Lineage: Eukaryota; Viridiplantae; Streptophyta; Magnoliopsida; Sapindales; Anacardiaceae
Product: E3 ubiquitin-protein ligase SINAT5-like
Exons: 3
Coding region: 160-1170 (336 amino acids)
Biological process (GO): multicellular organism development; ubiquitin-dependent protein catabolic process
Cellular component (GO): cytoplasm
Molecular function (GO): protein binding; zinc ion binding; ubiquitin protein ligase activity
Source: RefSeq, a predicted model, not a curated record
AACUUUAAAAAUGAAAAUUUAUUAGACAAGAAAGGAACAAAAAGCGAGAGAGGGUUGUUUGGUUUGCGAGAAAAUUAAAAAAAAAAUCCCAUAUUCUCUCUUCUUCUAGAUGUACAAAAAUUGAUCGGAAGGAAGAAAUUGGAUAGAAGAAGAGAGAAAAUGGAAGUGGAUACUAUUGAGUGUGUGGUGUCCACCGUUGGAAUUGUUGAGGGCGAGAUGCAUCACCAUAAUAAUAAUCAUCAUUAUCAUCACCAUCAAUUUUCAUCAGCUAAGCCUCACAAUGCAAUCAACAACACCAAUAACAAUCCCAAUUCCAUUAGCAGUAUUGUGGGUCCAACUGCAAUUGCCCCGGCUUCUAGUGUUCAUGAAUUACUUGAAUGUCCCGUUUGUACAAAUUCCAUGUGCCCACCAAUUCAUCAGUGCCGCAAUGGACACACACUAUGUUCCACCUGUAAAAGUAGGGUACACAACCGGUGCCCCACUUGUAGACAAGAGCUUGGCGAUAUUAGGUGUUUAGCAUUGGAGAAAGUAGUUGAGACACUUCAAUUGCCCUGCAAAUAUUACUCCUUGGGAUGCCCAGAGAUAUUUACGUAUUACAGCAAACUUAAGCACGAGGCUAUAUGCACCUUCAGGCCAUAUAAUUGCCCUUAUGCAGGAUCAGAUUGCUCUGUAGUUGGUGACAUCCCAUACUUGGUUGCCCAUUUGAGGGAUGAUCACAAAGUGGAUAUGCAUGCUGGAUGCACAUUCAACCAUCGCUAUGUGAAAUCUAAUCCCCGUGAAGUAGAGAAUGCAACUUGGAUGCUGACAGUAUUCCAUUGUUUCGGUCAAUACUUCUGCCUUCACUUUGAAGCCUUCCAGCUCGGAACAGCUCCUGUGUAUAUGGCAUUUCUCCGUUUUAUGGGUGAUGAAACUGAGGCUCGGAACUACAGCUACAGCCUAGAGGUUGGGGGAAAUGGCAGGAAGCUUAUUUGGGAGGGUACACCUCGAAGUGUCCGGGAUUCCCACCGGAAGGUUAGGGACAGCCAUGAUGGUCUCAUCAUCCAACGAAACAUGGCACUUUUCUUCUCUGGUGGCGAUAGAAAGGAGCUGAAGCUAAGAGUCACCGGGAGGAUAUGGAAGGAACAGCAAAAUGCAGAUGCUGGUGUGUGCAUACCAAACUCAUGUAGCUGAGAAGAUGAUAUUGUAUACAUUUCAUUAUUUUUUGGGUACAUUUUCUAUUGUUUUUACCUGUGCCAACUUCUUGAGGGCCUGUGCAUUUCAACAUUAGUAAACUGUAUAAAAAGCAUAUUUUUCUUAUGCAAUGAAUGAUUGAAUCACUUCAUCUA